Molecule: messenger RNA, 396 nt
Organism: Macroventuria anomochaeta
Lineage: Eukaryota; Fungi; Ascomycota; Dothideomycetes; Pleosporales; Didymellaceae
Exons: 1
Coding region: 1-396 (131 amino acids)
Cellular component (GO): membrane
Source: RefSeq, a predicted model, not a curated record
AUGGCAUGCUUCGCGUUAGGGCCCGUCUUCUUCCUCCCACAGACUCCCAACUCCAACUACUGGGCGCUAUCAAUGCCAGGAGUCACCCUCGCAACAUUUGGCCCAGAUAUGGGCUUUGCUGCAGCGGCAAUCUUCAUCACUUCGAGCGUACCCAGAUCAUACCAGGGCUCCGCUGGGAGCUUGCUGGUCACUGUACAGAGUUUGAGUACGGCCGUCAUGACGUCCUUAAGUGACUCAAUUGGGACAAAGGUUGAAGCACUUCCCACUAGAGAAAUCGGAUUGGAUGGCAUCAGGGCCAUCUGGUGGUUUGGGCUUGCCUCCACGCUAGUUGGAGCGCUAAUUACCGGCAUCAUAGUUCGCAUACCGAAAGCAGAGGAAAAAGAGUACGUGCAGUGA